This is a messenger RNA of Trichoderma harzianum CBS 226.95, 562 nucleotides long. RefSeq lists its product as hypothetical. The record is from RefSeq and is a predicted model, not a curated record. The transcript has a single exon. Lineage: Eukaryota; Fungi; Ascomycota; Sordariomycetes; Hypocreales; Hypocreaceae. Bases 177 to 458 code for a protein of 93 amino acids.
UUCCCUGUGGACAAGGCUGCGAGGAGCUAGAGGAACCCUAGCAGCCAGCAGAGGUCACGAUGCGCUGACGAUGCUGGGAAACUGGUGAUGUGAUGCGAUGCUGGCUGGCAGAGAUCUGCCAUGCUCUCUCUGGCUGUUGACUCGUCUCUUGUCUGCUUCGCCCCUCCGCGAGAAGCAUGCCGGCACCGAGUGCUUCUGUUGGCCGUACUCGUACAUGGCACCGGCGAUCUGAUAGCUUCAGCAAAUCAAAUCACAAGCUGCCGGCCUCAAUUCUGCACUCGUGCGUGCUUUUUCUCUUUCUCCUCUUCUCUUCGCUGUCACGGAUUCGACAUGGGGGACUGAAGAGCCAGGGUCCAGUGAUUGGCCUCAAAGCGGGGGUGCGAGACAAAAUGGAAUCAAGCUUAGAAAAGUCGAGUGUUGAUUACAGCGCAGUUGCUGUUGCCAGCUGGACUCGCUGAGUUGGCAACACCUGCAGCGUGUGUACAGGGUACAUGCAAAUGCACAAAUCCAAUGAGUGCAAACUGACUCAUUCGUGCACGUCGCUGUGCAUCUGUGCAUUGAG